AUAGUCACCCACACGCAAGAAGCAGCUGCAAGGGGAGAAAAAAGCAAACAAAUUCUUCGAAAACGCUCAUUUAAAGCUAUCUGCAGCAGCAAGUUCCAAGCGUGAGAGUUCCGGUGUAAGAAGAACUGCAAGAUGACCGAUUCAAAGUAUUUUACGACCACAAAAAAGGGUGAAAUUUUCGAGCUCAAGUCCGAGUUAAACAAUGACAAGAAGGAGAAGAAGAAGGAGGCGGUUAAGAAGGUGAUUGCCAGCAUGACCGUUGGCAAGGAUGUGUCUGCGUUGUUCCCAGACGUUGUCAACUGCAUGCAAACGGACAAUCUGGAGUUGAAGAAGCUUGUCUAUUUAUAUUUGAUGAACUAUGCCAAAUCGCAGCCGGAUAUGGCAAUUAUGGCGGUCAAUACGUUUGUCAAGGAUUGCGAAGAUUCGAAUCCGCUGAUACGGGCGCUGGCCGUGCGCACCAUGGGCUGCAUACGCGUGGACAAGAUCACCGAAUAUCUGUGCGAGCCUCUGCGUAAAUGCUUAAAGGAUGAGGAUCCGUAUGUGCGUAAAACAGCGGCAGUUUGUGUGGCCAAGUUAUAUGAUAUUUCAGCGACAAUGGUCGAGGAUCAAGGCUUCCUGGAUCAACUCAAAGAUCUGCUCUCCGAUUCGAAUCCGAUGGUGGUGGCCAAUGCCGUUGCCGCACUCAGUGAAAUCAAUGAGGCCAGUCAGUCGGGCCAGCCCCUGGUCGAGAUGAACUCGGUGACGAUUAACAAGCUGCUGACGGCACUGAAUGAGUGUACCGAGUGGGGACAAGUCUUCAUACUGGACUCAUUGGCCAACUACAGUCCGAAGGAUGAGCGCGAGGCUCAAUCCAUUUGCGAGCGGAUUACACCACGAUUGGCUCAUGCCAAUGCGGCGGUUGUCCUCAGUGCCGUCAAGGUGUUAAUGAAGCUGCUGGAAAUGUUGUCCAGUGAUAGCGAUUUCUGUGCCACGCUUACCAAGAAGCUGGCGCCGCCGCUCGUUACGCUGCUCUCCUCCGAGCCAGAGGUGCAGUAUGUCGCCUUGCGUAACAUUAACUUAAUUGUCCAGAAGCGACCGGACAUCCUCAAGCACGAGAUGAAAGUGUUCUUUGUCAAAUACAAUGAUCCAAUCUAUGUGAAGCUUGAGAAAUUGGAUAUUAUGAUUCGACUGGCCAAUCAGAGCAAUAUUGCUCAGGUGCUCAGUGAGCUAAAGGAAUAUGCCACCGAGGUGGAUGUGGAUUUUGUGCGCAAAGCUGUGCGAGCCAUUGGACGAUGUGCCAUCAAAGUGGAGCCGUCAGCGGAGCGUUGUGUGUCCACGCUGCUGGAUCUGAUACAGACGAAGGUCAACUAUGUGGUCCAGGAGGCCAUUGUUGUCAUCAAGGACAUCUUCCGCAAGUAUCCCAAUAAAUACGAGAGCAUCAUCAGCACACUGUGCGAGAAUCUGGACACACUCGAUGAGCCGGAGGCGCGUGCCUCGAUGGUGUGGAUCAUUGGCGAGUAUGCGGAGCGCAUUGACAAUGCCGAUGAACUGCUUGACAGCUUCCUGGAGGGAUUCCAGGAUGAAAAUGCACAGGUGCAGUUGCAGCUGCUGACCGCUGUGGUCAAACUCUUCCUGAAGCGACCAUCGGACACUCAGGAGCUAGUGCAGCACGUACUCUCCCUGGCCACCCAGGACUCGGAUAAUCCAGAUUUGCGUGAUCGUGGUUUUAUCUACUGGCGUCUGCUCUCCACUGACCCGGCUGCGGCCAAGGAGGUAGUUCUUGCCGACAAACCGCUCAUUUCGGAGGAAACGGACCUGCUGGAGCCGACGUUGCUGGACGAGCUGAUCUGUCACAUUAGCUCGCUGGCCAGCGUCUACCACAAGCCGCCUACUGCUUUUGUGGAGGGUCGCGGCGCUGGUGUGCGCAAAUCUCUUCCAAAUCGCGCUGCUGGCACCGGCAACGCCAACGCCGAGCCGUCCGAAUCCGGUGCCGGCUCUGAGGCCAUGGUCAUACCCAACCAGGAGUCACUCAUCGGUGAUCUACUCUCCAUGGACAUCAAUGCGCCCGCCAUGCCCGCUGCUCCAGCUGCAACUACCAGCAAUGUGGAUCUGUUGGGUGGCGGCCUCGAUAUACUGCUCGGUGGACCACCAGCUGCCAAUGAAACAGCGCCUGGUGGCGCCACCAGUCUGCUGGGUGACAUCUUCGGCCUCGCUGGCACCUCGCUCUCUGUUGGUGUGCAAAUACCCAAAGUCACCUGGCUGCCAGCGGAGAAGGGCAAGGGAUUGGAAAUACAAGGCACAUUCUCGCGCCGCAAUGGCGAAGUCUACAUGGACAUGACGCUCACCAACAAGGCCAUGCAGCCGAUGACCAAUUUCGCCAUACAGCUGAAUAAGAAUAGCUUUGGUCUGGUGCCCGGUUCGCCGCUGCAGGCACCGCCACUGCCUCCAAAUCAGUCAACCGAAAUUAGCUUGGCGCUGGGCACCAGUGGACCCAUUCAGCGCAUGGAGCCGCUUAACAAUCUGCAGGUGGCCGUUAAGAAUAACAUUGACAUCUUCUACUUUGCCUGCCUGGUGCAUGGAAAUGUCCUGUUCGCCGAGGAUGGUCAGCUGGAUAAGCGUGUGUUCCUUAACACAUGGAAGGAGAUCCCAGCCGCCAAUGAGCUGCAAUAUAGCCUGAGCGGUGUCAUUGGCACCACCGACGGCAUCGCCUCCAAAAUGACCACCAACAACAUUUUCACAAUUGCCAAGCGCAACGUUGAGGGUCAGGAUAUGCUCUAUCAGUCGCUCAAACUAACGAACAACAUCUGGGUGCUGCUCGAGCUGAAGCUGCAACCGGGAAAUCCAGAUGCCACACUCAGUCUCAAGUCGCGCUCUGUGGAGGUGGCCAACAUAAUAUUUACCGCCUACGAGGCAAUCAUACGUUCUCCUUAAGUUGAUCCAAGCAUCUAACAAUAGCAACAACAGCAUCUACAGCAAUAACAAUAAUAACAAAUUAUAUUCGAACAGCCAACUACAAAUCGAAAUGGAAUUAUAUACAUCCAUAAUAUAUUAAUUAUUGUAGUUAUUUGAAUGUUACGUGAGAAAUCUGUUAAAACAAAGAACACCUCAAGAUUCCAAAUUAAGCGCAAAGUUGAAGUGUAUUAUUAUUACUUACCUAUUACGAUUACAUGCAUAUAUAUACAUAUAUUUAUAUUCGCAUAUAUUCCCCCAAUAUACAUUUAUAGAUGGGCACAGGAUAUACGCAUAUACGUUAUUAUUAUCGCCUACAAAUGUUUUUCUUUUCCCCCCCGUUCAAAACUUUUGAAUGCACGAUAAAAUCGAUGUCAUCGUUAGACGCAUAUUUCAGAUUUAACCAAUUUUGUGUAAAGCGCUCGGACAGGAUAAAUGCAAAUCAGGGUUUAUCAUUCCAGUAAUUUGAUUAUCUUGAAAAGCGCUUAAUAUUAAGUAUAAAAAUACAUGUUUGUCUUGUACCAUGUGCAUGUGUUUAGCAACAAAUUAUAUAAUAUACAUAGCACACAUAUAUAAUCAAA
Molecule: messenger RNA, 3509 nt
Organism: Drosophila grimshawi
Lineage: Eukaryota; Metazoa; Arthropoda; Insecta; Diptera; Drosophilidae
Gene: AP-1-2beta
Product: AP-1 complex subunit beta-1
Exons: 2
Coding region: 133-2910 (925 amino acids)
Biological process (GO): vesicle-mediated transport; intracellular protein transport
Cellular component (GO): clathrin adaptor complex; membrane coat
Molecular function (GO): clathrin binding
Source: RefSeq, a predicted model, not a curated record